Molecule: messenger RNA, 1311 nt
Organism: Rangifer tarandus platyrhynchus (Svalbard reindeer)
Lineage: Eukaryota; Metazoa; Chordata; Mammalia; Artiodactyla; Cervidae
Source: the annotation of a GenBank genome assembly
AUGAAGCGGAGAGCAUCAGACAGAGGAGCUGGGGAAACGUCGGCCAGGGCGAAGGCUCUAGGAAGUGGGAUUUCUGGAAAUAAUGCCAAGAGAGCUGGACCAUUCAUCCUGGGUCCCCGUCUGGGCAACUCACCGGUGCCAAGCAUCGUGCAGUGUUUGGCGAGGAAGGAUGGCACAGAUGACUUCUAUCAGCUGAAGAUCCUUACCCUUGAGGAGAGGGGCGACCAAGGAAUUGAAAGCCAAGAGGAGAGGCAAGGCAAGAUGCUGCUGCACACCGAGUACUCGCUGCUCUCCCUCCUCCACACGCAGGACGGGGUGGUUCACCACCACGGGCUCUUCCAGGACCGCACCUGUGAAGUGGUUGAGGACACAGAAUCCAGCCGAAUGGUUAAGAAGAUGAAGAAGCGCAUCUGCCUCGUCCUCGACUGCCUCUGCGCGCACGACUUCAGCGACAAGACGGCCGACCUGAUCAACCUGCAGCAUUACGUUAUCAAAGAGAAGAGGCUCAGCGAGCGGGAGACCGUGGUCAUCUUCUACGACGUGGUGCGCGUGGUGGAGGCCCUACACCAGAAAAACAUCGUGCACAGAGACCUGAAGCUAGGGAACAUGGUGCUCAAUAAGAGGACACAUCGGAUAACCAUCACCAACUUCUGCCUCGGGAAGCAUCUCGUGAGCGAGGGGGACCUGUUGAAGGACCAGCGGGGGAGCCCUGCCUACAUCAGUCCAGACGUGCUCAGUGGCCGGCCGUACCGGGGCAAGCCCAGUGACAUGUGGGCCCUGGGCGUGGUGCUGUUCACCAUGCUCUACGGCCAGUUCCCCUUCUACGACAGCAUCCCGCAGGAGCUCUUCCGCAAGAUCAAGGCCGCCGAGUACACCAUCCCCGAGGACGGCCGGGUUUCUGAGAACACCGUGUGUCUCAUCCGGAAGCUGCUCGUCCUCGACCCCCAGCAGCGCCUGGCCGCCGCCGCCGUCCUGGAGGCCCUCAGCGCCACCAUCGCGUCGUGGUGCUCCCUGUCUUCUCUGAGCGGGCCUCUGCAGGUGGUUCCUGACAUCGACGACCAAAUGAGCAACGCAGACAGCUCCCAGGAGGCAAAGGUGACAGAGGAGAGCUCUCAGUAUGAAUUUGAGAACUACAUGCGGCAACAGCUGCUGCUGGCCGAGGAGAAGAGCUCCGGACACGAGGCCCGCGGCUGGGCGCCCAAGCGGCCGUCGGGGGCGGGGGUGCCGCCCGUGCGCCGGCUGGGCCACGAUGCGCAGCCCGUGAACCCCCUGGACGCGGCCAUCCUGGCCCAGCGCUACCUGCGGAAAUAG